UUUUAUUUGUUCGAGUUAAUGCAAAACAGCAAAUAAUUGCACGAGGAAACGUAAUAUUAAAUACUAAGGAUUAUUAUUAAAGCAAACAAAAACAAAGAUUAUGGAUUUAUCUAUGUAUGGCGAAAAUUUGAAUUUCAGCAGUUCUGAUGAAAUAAGCUCUGAUGAAGAAAGCGGAAAUAUAAAAGAAGUCUAUGAACAAAGUUUGAGUAUCAUUGAAAAUAAUUGUUUACCUACACGUGAUAUUGUUUAUGAAAUGAUUGCAAAAAAUCAUAAUGUUCUAUGGGAAGAUUAUGUCAUUCAGUAUUCAGGCAUACCUCAUAUGGUUGUUGGUCACAAAAUUUUAGAUUGUCAUCAUGGUUUUGAUAGGAAUAUUUCAGCGAAAAAUAGUUAUAAAAAAAAUGCCAAGAUGGAUGAUCACAGCUUUCAGAAAAAUUAUGUGAUUCUGCAAGAUACAAAAAAGUUUAUGUGUCCUGCAAAGAUAGUUAUAAGAGAAAUAUUACAAUUUCCUGAUUUCAAGGUUUGAGUAACUAAAUUAUAGGUAACAUUCCUUUUUUAAUUUUGUAAUGUAUGGUGGUGUGACAUAAAGCAGCCCUGAAUCGGAUUUAAGGGUCCCCUAAGGUUAGUGGAAAGAUGUAUCUUUUUAAAAAUAUGCCUUUAUUGAAACAGGAUUAAGUUUUAGGUGUCUCACUCAACUUUCUUGACUAAGUCCCUCUAUAAACCCAGUUUAGUCCUUAUUGUU
Hydra vulgaris (swiftwater hydra) is the source of this 739-nucleotide messenger RNA. RefSeq lists its product as uncharacterized. The record is from RefSeq and is a predicted model, not a curated record. Lineage: Eukaryota; Metazoa; Cnidaria; Hydrozoa; Anthoathecata; Hydridae. Gene Ontology annotation, molecular function: DNA-binding transcription factor activity.